UGAUUUCCACUGACAAUGCUCAAGUGUCAGGGCUUCUCGAUGUUCAUGCCACAUUUUUUUAGGUUAGCAUUAAGCCCAUUUUAAAUCUCUUUUAUUGUCCACUGACAUUCCAUUUUCCAGUCUUAAGUUGAGAAUAAAGUAGCUGCUUUGCGAGAUGGUGAUCGGACAUUCAGACAAUGUAGCCAGUCCAGUGAAGCUGGCAUCAAAGAGUUACAAUUAUAUGCUAUAAUUUUGUACUAUAAUUAUGUGAUGUGAAUGCACCCUUAGAGGCAGUACAGAACAGGUGUAUUCCUGUUCCAGCAAUGUUUUCUGGUAAUUGUAGCAGCUUUUCAUGGUUAGGGGGAGGAGGGAUUAGUACUUUGAAAACAGGGAAAAUGCUAAAUAAGUAAGAUUUGUGUAUGCAUAAAAAGCAAUGCCUUUUGCUUCCUGUAUUAUAGUGAAAGAUGCUCUCUCUCACACACCUGCAUGCCUAGAAGCUGGAUUGAUCAAUGAUGGCUCUUACUUGUACAAUGGCUACAGGCUAGUUUAAGAUACACAGGACAGAAGGAUUGGCAAAUAUAGCAGAUCCUUGGUAUUCAUUGCAGUUUAGCUUCAAAAUCCACCAUGAAUACUAACAUCCAUGAAUGCUCGGGUCCCAUUAUAUACAAUGACAUAAUACAAUGAUGUCUCCUAUAUAAAAUUGCAAAAUCAAGCUUUACUUUUUGGAUUUAAAAUAUAUUUUAAAGCUGUGUACAGUUGAAUAUGUGAAUGCAUAACUCAUGGGUAUCGAGGGUCAACUAUAUUUCUGUUUGCCCCUUCCCUGCUCCAUGAAGCAGCUCAGUGAUCUGACUCCCACUGUCCAAUUACUAUUUCACUAAUUGUCUGGAACACAUAUAUUUAGGGAAAUGUGAUACUUUCAUAACUAUUCCAAAAUAUAUUAAGAAUUGUCUGGUAUUACAUCCUCUUUAAUAAAGGCCAGAAUUAUCCCCCAGGCAAAAAACCUCAACACUGAGAACAGUCCAAUCCUAUUGCCUCUGGUCUUCAUUAUAAAUUUAAUGAUUAAAAGCUUCAGCUCAAAAGAAAGCCAAUAAAAUCCAUGGUCCAAGUAUGAACACAAAGAUUCCCCUUUCCCAUCCCCACCAGAACUACUAUUACAUGAAAAAAGCAAGAUUGACCUACUUAGGGUUUUAAAAAAACCAAAAAACUUCUCCAAUAUGCUUAAGAGGAAUCUUGGUUUGCCUCAUUGAGCUACGCACAUUGAAUGAAUCCCGUGCAUGUGAGAUAGUGAGUGUGCACAACCAAUCUGCCCUUUGCCAGGAAGCAAGGUCAAAGGGGGUUGCUACCUCAAAAGUGUUUCCUUUUAUCCACAUGGCAAGAUUAAUUACCUCCUUCUACCAAUCAAAACAGCAAAACACAAGCCAGCCACAUAAAGUUUUGCUAUAAAAGCCCACUGGACCUGGCUACUUGUUUCAUACAAGAAGAAAACACAGAUCACGAGGGAAGUUUUCUUACCAAAAUCAGCCAUAUAAUGCAGUUGUGCUGGGUCUUUGCAGUAGUUACCAGCUGCUUCUUGUCAUUUUCCAGUGAUGCUUUCCAAAGAAUUCCACUCAAGAAAAUGCCCUCCAUACGAGAAACUCUCCAGAAGAUGGGCAUAAAAGUGGCAGACUUCUUCCCUUCCUUGAAGCAUGGUAUAUACUUUCUAAAUGAUGGUUUUUACAAUGGAACAGCUCCUACCAUCCUCACAAACUACCUGGAUAUGCAGUAUUAUGGCGAAAUCAGUAUUGGCACACCAGCGCAGAUCUUCAAAGUAGUCUUUGACACAGGGUCAGCCAAUCUUUGGGUGCCAUCCCAACAGUGUUCCCCAUUGUACAGUGCUUGUGUUUCACACAACCGCUAUGACUCUUCCAGAUCAAGUACAUAUAAGCCGAAUGGAACAGAGAUUGCAAUACAAUAUGGCCAAGGAUAUGUUAAAGGUUUUCUUAGCCAAGACAUUGUCAGAGUGGCUGAUAUUCCUGUUGUUCAGUUGUUUGCAGAAGCUAUAGCACUGCCCAACAAACCUUUCAUCUAUGCCAGAUUUGAUGGGGUACUUGGUAUGGGGUAUCCGAGUCAAGCUAUUGAUGGAGUUAUCCCAGUGUUUGAUAAGAUAAUAUCUGAAAGAGUCUUAUCAGAAGAAGUUUUCUCUGUCUACUAUAGCAGAAACUCUGAGAUGAAUACUGGGGGAGAGAUUAUCCUGGGAGGCAGCGACCCAUCUUACUACACUGGGGACUUCCACUAUGUCAGCAUUAGCACACCAGGCUAUUGGCACAUUGAUCUUAAAGGGGUGUCUCUGGGCAGUGAGAUGCUUUUCUGUCAUGAAGGUUGCACAGCAGCAGUAGAUACUGGAUCCUCCUUUAUUACUGGCCCAGCUAGUGCUGUGUCCAUAUUGAUGAAAUCCAUUGGAGCUACUUUACUCGAAGAAAGAGAUUAUGUUGUUGAAUGCAAGAAAAUCCAUUUGCUGCCUGAUAUUUCCUUCCAUCUUGGAGACAGAUCCUACACACUCAGUGGCUAUGCUUAUGUCCUCCAGUAUUCUGAUUAUGGGAAAGAGCUUUGUGCUGUGGCGUUCUCAGCUUUCGACAUUCCUCCUCCUCUGGGCCCCAUCUGGAUUCUGGGUGCUACCUUCAUUGGGCAGUACUACACGGAAUUUGACCGGCAGAACAACCGGAUUGGCUUCGCCAGAUCUCUUUGACACCAGGAGUCUACUGUUUUGAAAGUUGCUUUUUAUGAGAGACUGCUUACACUGUGAAAAAGAAAUGGCUUAAUAAUAUAUUAUUUUCAAAAGCACAAAAAAACUUGUGCCAGUAUGGUCUGCAAAAUGCUUAUUAUUCUGUUUUACAACCAAAAACUAUAACAUUCUGAAUCAUAUAAUCCUUGGGUUUCACUCUUGUCCUCACUGUCCACUAAAGUCAGAUAGGUGAAAUCUUGUGUCUUCACUCUUAAAAACAGGAUGACUAUGAUCUUUUGAUUUUAUACUGUGGCCUGUAAAGAGAGGAUUCAUUGAUGAUUUGCCCUUUGUACUCAGGGGAAGUGAUUAGAAUGUGGGCACAAAAUGUUGUUUCUGUUGUUGUGUUCCUUCAUGUAGUUUUUGACCUAUGGCAACCCUGAAGUGAACCUUGGCAAGCUUAAAGGCAGAUCCCAUUAAAAGUGGAUAUAUGCAAUCAUGGAAGCCACAGUCCAGAGUUUCCAAGACCUGGGUAGGGCUGUUUAUAUCAGAGAAACUUGGAGAUCUCUCUUUCCAUAGGGAUGCCAUAAAUCAAAGUCAACUUGUUAGCAGUUAAGAAAAGGGUGACUAUCACUGGGUUUUCUUGCCAAGAUUUAUUUAUAGGAAGUUUAUAUCUGCCUUACUCUGAGGCUGAGAGAGCAUGAAUUGCCCAAGGUUACCCAGUGGACGUGAGUGCAGAUUUAAACUCUGGUGCACAGAGUCCUAGUCCAAUGCUCAAUCAAUUGCAAUACACGGGGUCUCUCAGUACAAGAGGACUUACUUAACAGCUCAUCUCCCAUUAGAUGUUGAUUUGAUGUAAGAAACGGAGAGAAGGCAGCUUUGAAAAAUUGAAAGAUUAUAUCCAUUAGGCACUUGAAUAAUUUUAAAUCAAGUUUCCUCUCUCCUAAUCAUCUAGGGGUCCUUCCACACAGCCAUAUAACCCAGAAUAUCAAGGCAGAAAAUCCCACAAUAUCUGCUUUGACCUGGGAUAUCUGAGUCUACACUGCCAUAUAUUCCAGCUCAAAGCAGAUAAUGUGGGACUUUAUUCAGCUGUGUGGAAGGGGCCCAGGUCUCUCCUGGAGUUUAACUGAUAUUUUUGUCUACAGAUGCUCCAACACUCCCUUUUCCAGAGUCCAUUGAAUGUGAGACUUGCUCCCAAAGCAAUAAAAGAUUAUGCAAAGGCCUUGUAUAACA
This is a messenger RNA of Anolis carolinensis (green anole), 3910 nucleotides long. It is a transcript of the gene ren, whose product is annotated as renin. Lineage: Eukaryota; Metazoa; Chordata; Lepidosauria; Squamata; Anolidae. The record is from RefSeq and is a predicted model, not a curated record. The coding region runs from base 1508 to 2704 and encodes 398 amino acids. Gene Ontology annotation, biological process: angiotensin maturation. Gene Ontology annotation, molecular function: aspartic-type endopeptidase activity. The transcript has 9 exons.